Messenger RNA from Penicillium olsonii, 1365 nucleotides. The record is from the annotation of a GenBank genome assembly. NCBI's taxonomy places the organism in Eukaryota, Fungi, Ascomycota, Eurotiomycetes, Eurotiales, Aspergillaceae.
AUGAACCUAGAAGAGUUUCUAGCAAUGGAGGAAAGCCGCGAGCGGGACGAGCUGAUCGACCUCCGCGGCCUUGACUUCGUCUCCGAAUACGACUCACAUCUUAUGUGCCCGAUCUGCCACUGCCCCUUCGUUGAUCCCGUUCAUCUACAAUGUGACCACGUCUUUUGCGGGAGUUGCCUCAGUUCGGCGAUCACUACAUUCCGCUCGGCCGACUCGGAUGAUUUCCCGUGUCCCUCUUGCCGCAUCCCCGCCAAAGAAAUAUCGACUAGUGUGCCGCGGUUAUUGAUCAACAUGUGCGACGAAAUUCGCGUACGGUGUCCGCUUUUAACUGAGGGGUGUGAAGAAAUCAUUCCCCGGGGGCAUGUCCAAUCGCAUGUCGAGAAGUAUUGUGGAUAUCGGUUGGUUCCAUGCCCGGAUGAUUCUUGCGACAAGAUGAUGCGAAGCAAUGACGUCGGGAUCAAGACCAAGUGCAUGCAUGCAGUCCGCUUUUGUCCUCGCUGCGAAGAGAAUGUUGUCGAGCAAGACUUCGAGGAGCACGAUGUCAAGCUUUGUCCAGUUCUUGAAGUGACUUGCACAGACUGCCAGACAGUCGUAACCCGAGGGGAGCUGGAUGCACACUUGGAAUCAUGUCCCGAGGUUGCGAUUCCCUGCUCGGCAUCCAAGUAUGCCUGCCCAGUCAAGAUCCGACGCGCUGAUAUUGCAACACAUGAGCAAAGUUGCCCAUUAGUUGCGAUGGGGCCUUAUUUUGAAGGCCAAAACGCCAGACUCAAUUCCCUUGAGUUAGGCAUGCGUCACCUGCAGCAGCGAAAUGAGAUCUUCGAAGACGGCCUCGCCAACAUUCGAUCUACCCUGAUGGAAUCCACGCGGGUAAACCCCAGCAGCCAUAACAAUAGAUCUUCAACACAAAGUACCCGAGACCAGCAACCACGGGCACGUCCGGAAGUCGACCCCGGUGACUCCGAAGACAUCGCCACAAGCAUAUUUUCCUCAACUGCCAAUAGCUACCUGCUUUCGCUACAUGAAUCUCUUCGCGAACAAGUCGGACAGUUGUCACAUGCCAUCACUGACCUAGACGCUCGUGCCAGCAUGACUAUCAUGAACGAAUCUCUGCGCAUCAAGGAGGAUAUGGCCCUCACGAAUGCCGCAAUGAACAGUGUUCGCAUGCAGGUCCAGUGGCUUAUGAAUCCCAGGCUUCACCAAGGGCCCCGGGGAGCCGUCCGUGCCAAUAACACAACUGAAGGUACACGCACCCAGCUUGACUCAUCCGCUUCGACGGCUGGUCCGAGUACUAGCUCUGCUCAAUCACUAGGGUUCCUUAGGCCUAGACGAUUGAGUGAUACUGGACGUGAAGGGACCAAGCUUUAA